Molecule: messenger RNA, 2028 nt
Organism: Drosophila bipectinata
Lineage: Eukaryota; Metazoa; Arthropoda; Insecta; Diptera; Drosophilidae
Gene: Arp3
Product: Actin-related protein 3
Biological process (GO): Arp2/3 complex-mediated actin nucleation
Cellular component (GO): actin cortical patch; Arp2/3 protein complex
Molecular function (GO): actin filament binding
Source: RefSeq, a predicted model, not a curated record
UGGCGGCUGCAAGUACGUGAGCUGUGCAUGUGUGAGUGACAAAGAGCAAAGUGACACAUCGUUUGGCGGAGGCGUGGUUGAAAAUAUAUAGAUUUUGGUGUUUAUCGGCUCAGAAACGGUCCCAAAUUAGUGGCAACCGAGAGCUCAGACAGGAAUUCAUUUGUUUUGAAUAGCAGCAAGGCGAAAAACAGAUCAGCGAGAUGACAGGCAGGCUACCGGCGUGCGUAAUCGACGUUGGAACCGGAUACUCCAAGCUGGGCUUCGCCGGUAACAAGGAGCCUCAGUUCAUCAUCCCAUCGGCCAUUGCCAUUAAGGAGUCCGCGCGAGUGGGCGACACCAACACAAGGCGCAUCACAAAGGGCAUCGAGGAUCUGGACUUCUUUAUCGGCGACGAGGCCUUCGAUGCCACCGGAUACUCCAUAAAGUACCCGGUGCGUCAUGGCCUGGUCGAAGAUUGGGAUCUGAUGGAACGCUUCUUGGAGCAAUGCGUUUUCAAGUAUCUGCGCGCUGAGCCUGAGGACCACCACUUCCUGCUGACCGAGCCGCCGCUAAAUACCCCCGAAAACCGCGAGUACACGGCCGAGAUCAUGUUCGAGACGUUCAACGUUCCGGGAUUGUACAUCGCCGUGCAAGCCGUCCUUGCCCUGGCUGCCAGUUGGGCCUCCCGGUCGGCCGAGGAGCGUACCCUUACAGGCAUAGUGGUGGACAGCGGUGAUGGAGUGACGCAUGUUAUACCCGUGGCCGAGGGCUACGUUAUUGGCUCCUGCAUCAAGCACAUCCCGAUUGCCGGUCGCAAUAUCACCUCCUUUAUCCAAAGCCUGCUGCGGGAACGUGAGGUCGGCAUUCCACCGGAACAGAGCCUCGAGACUGCCAAAGCGAUCAAGGAGAAGCACUGCUACAUAUGCCCAGACAUCGCCAAAGAGUUUGCCAAGUACGACACGGAGCCCGGCAAGUGGAUACGAAACUAUACGGGCGUCAACACUGUGACCAAGCAGCCGUUCAACGUUGAUGUCGGCUAUGAGCGCUUCCUGGGACCCGAGAUCUUCUUCCAUCCCGAGUUCUCCAACCCCGACUUUACCAUCCCGCUGUCUGAGAUUGUGGAUAACGUCAUCCAGAACUGUCCCAUCGAUGUGCGGCGUCCGCUUUACAAUAACAUUGUUCUUAGCGGAGGAUCUACCAUGUUCAAGGACUUUGGAAGGAGAUUGCAGCGGGACAUUAAGCGUUCGGUAGACACGCGUCUCCGGAUUAGCGAGAAUCUAUCUGAGGGACGCAUUAAGCCAAAACCCAUUGAUGUUCAGGUGAUUACGCAUCACAUGCAGCGGUAUGCUGUUUGGUUUGGCGGUAGUAUGUUGGCUUCAACGCCGGAGUUUUAUCAGGUGUGUCACACAAAGGCCGCUUAUGAGGAGUAUGGCCCAAGCAUUUGCCGUCACAAUCCGGUUUUCGGCACCAUGACAUAAUUGAUCCGAUCCAAUCGGCCUACAGCAAUUACUAUUGAUUUAUUUUUCCAAUUUUAAAUAUGAUUUGUUUCCCGAACUAUCUAUAUAUAUAUAUAUUGCGAUUAUGUAUUCCACACUAAAGUAUUAGUAAUGUUUCUUCCCAUGUAUGUGUUUAGCUCUAAACUCUGUGUGAAUCGUUUUAAUUUCGUGUGAUUCUGUUAGGAUAACAAAAACCAUUCUGAUGUCUGCCAGUUACACUCUACUAAGGUGCAUUAUUUCUAGAAGACGACUUUAAAGCCAAAAUCGAUCAUGAUCCACAUACACCACCAGUCUGCACACCAAACAAAGCUCUUGAAAAAAAUCCCCGUUCUCUACACAAUUAUAUACGAGAAAGCUGUACUUGUCAUAGUAAUAUUUAUAAUUGAAAAAAAAAGAAACUAAAAGUCGGUUAAUACACAACAAGAAGGAAAAACCAUGAAACUGAUUGAACAAAAAAUGAAAACGAUAAUAUUGAUGAGAAAUCUGUUUGUUAUAUUGAUAAGCAUAAUUGAAAAGGCAUUAAUUAAAUCAAUAAAACAUUCUUUAAGCUCAA